Messenger RNA from Malurus melanocephalus (red-backed fairy wren), 1659 nucleotides. It is a transcript of the gene RUNDC3A, whose product is annotated as RUN domain containing 3A. The record is from RefSeq and is a predicted model, not a curated record. Lineage: Eukaryota; Metazoa; Chordata; Aves; Passeriformes; Maluridae. The transcript is spliced from 11 exons. The coding region runs from base 16 to 1341 and encodes 441 amino acids. Gene Ontology annotation, cellular component: cytosol.
GUCUGGGCCCGCUGGAUGGAAGCGAGCUGGGUGCCGGCUGCCAUGGCUCUGGGGCUCUCCUCCAAGAAAGCUUCCUCCAGGAACAUCGCCGUGGAGAGGAAAAACCUCAUCACCGUCUGCAGGUUCUCGGUGAAAACCCUUCUGGAGAAAUACACGGCCGACCCCAUCGACGACUCCUCCGAGGAGUUYGUCAACUUCGCCGCCAUCCUCGAGCAGAUCCUCAGCCACCGCUUCAAAGGCCCCGUCAGCUGGUUCAGCUCCGAUGGGCAGCGCGGGUUUUGGGAUUACAUCCGGCUGGCCUGCAGCAAGGUCCCCAACAACUGCGUCAGCAGCAUCGAGAACAUGGAGAACAUCAGCACGUCCAGGGCCAAGGGCCGGGCCUGGAUCCGCGUGGCGCUGAUGGAGAAGCGAAUGUCCGAGUACAUCUCCACGGCGCUGMGGGACACUCGGACCACCAGGCGGUUUUACGAUGACGGGGCCAUCAUGCUGCGGGAGGAGUCCACGGUGCUCACGGGGAUGCUCAUCGGGCUCAGCGCCAUCGACUUCAGUUUCUGCCUGAAGGGAGAGGUGAUGGACGGUAAAACRCCCGUGGUCAUCGACUACACGCCCUACCUGAAGUUCACGCAGAGCUAUGACUACCUGAGCGAGGAGGAGGAGCGAGGCAGCGUGGAGAGCAGCACGAGCGAGGACAGCUCACCCGAGCACCCCUACCUGCCCCUGGUCACCGACGAGGACAGCUGGUACAACAAGUGGCGCAAGAUGGAGCAGAAAUUCCGCAUUGUUUAUGCCCAAAAGGGCUACCUGGAGGAGCUGGUGCGGCUGCGGGAGUCGCAGCUGAAGGACCUGGAGGCGGAGAACAAGCGGCUGAAGCUCCGGCUGGAGGAGGUGAUGGUGCAGAACCAGCUGGAGAAGAGGGAGCUGGAGGGCGUCAUCCUGGAGCUGCAGGAGCAGCUGACGGGGCUGAUCCCCUGCGAGAACCCGCAGCUGACCCAGCUCUCCAAGGAGAUGGUGACRCCCCUGGUCAACCAGUGGCCCUCUCUGGGGACCCUCAACGGCAACGAGAGCGGCUCGGACAGCAAACUCUACAGAAGGCACAGCUUCGUGAGCACCGACCAGCUCUCGGCCGAGAACAGCCUCAGCUCCGACUCGCAGCRCCUGGGCGAGGGCAAGCGCGAAGGAGAGCCCUGGGGGCCCUUGGGGAAGGACCCCACRCCCUCCAUGCUGGGGCUCUGUGGCUCCCUGGCCUCCCUGCCCAGCUGCAAGUCCCUGGCCAGCCUCAAGUCCAACGAGUGCCUGGUGAGCGACAGCACGGAAGCCAGCCCGACCCGCAGCCCCAGCUGAGACCCCCGGCCCCCGCGCCGCYCCCCGGCCCGGCCGCCCGGCCCAGCCUUGUGGCACAGGACUGAGCUCGGCCCCCUUCGCCACCCCGGGACCAACGAGGGACUCGCCGAACCCACCGGGAGGCUGGGGAUGGGCAUCCCCCUCCCCAUCGUGACACCCYACCCUGGCUGCGCCUCGGACCCCCGGCCCGGACCCCGGCUGGACACAUGGACCUSUUGGGAUGGGGGACCCGGGCGAGCUGGGGAUGGGGGGAAUGAACUGUGCCAUGCUGGGGGGACACUGGGAGUGAGUGACCGCUGCUGGGGGGCAAAGAGGGGU